Protobothrops mucrosquamatus (brown spotted pit viper) is the source of this 566-nucleotide messenger RNA. RefSeq names its product selenide, water dikinase 1. The record is from RefSeq and is a predicted model, not a curated record. Gene Ontology annotation, biological process: L-selenocysteine biosynthetic process. NCBI's taxonomy places the organism in Eukaryota, Metazoa, Chordata, Lepidosauria, Squamata, Viperidae. Gene Ontology annotation, molecular function: selenide, water dikinase activity; ATP binding. Gene Ontology annotation, cellular component: cytoplasm. The transcript has 4 exons. The annotation marks the transcript as partial.
UACAGGGUGAGAAUCAUGUCUGUUCGAGAGUCCUUUAAUCCAGAAAGUUACGAACUUGACAAAACUUUUCGGUUAACCCGAUUCACGGAACUUAAAGGCACCGGCUGUAAAGUGCCUCAGGACAUUUUGCAGAAAUUGCUUGAAUCCUUACAAGAAAACCACUUCCAAGAAGAUGAACAGUUUUUGGGGGCUGUUAUGCCAAGAUUGGGAAUUGGCAUGGAUACGUGUGUUAUUCCUUUGAGGCACGGAGGCUUGUCUUUGGUCCAGACAACAGACUACAUUUAUCCCAUUGUGGACGACCCUUAUAUGAUGGGACGCAUCGCCUGUGCCAAUGUCCUUAGUGAUCUUUACGCCAUGGGAGUUACCGAAUGUGACAAUAUGUUGAUGCUUCUUGGCAUCAGUAAUAAAAUGACAGAUAGGGAAAGAGAUAAAAUCAUGCCUCUAAUUAUCCAAGGAUUUAAAGAUGCUGCAGAAGAGGCAGGAACAUCGGUGACGGGCGGUCAAUCAGUAUUAAACCCUUGGAUUGUUUUAGGAGGAGUGGCCACGACUGUCUGUCAGCCUAAUGA